AUGAAUUCUAAGGAGCAGUGUAAGGCAGUUGCUUUAAGGAGUGGAAGAAUUUUAGAAGACCAAAAACCAAAAGACAAACAAAAAUUAAUGAAGGAAACUUUUGGUAAUUCUGAUGACCUAUUGAAAGAGGAAGAGAAGAAAAUUAAAAAGGACAAGGAAGAGGAGGAGAAAAAGAAAAAGAAGCUACCUGAACGGUACCAGCCCCCUCUACCUUUUCCUCAAAGGUUCCAAAAAGUCAAAUUAGAUAAGCAGUUUGUAAAGUUUUUAGAAGUUUUUAAGAGAAAGCUAGAGGGUUAUGAGACUGUUGCUUUAAUAGAGGAAUGUAGUGCCGUCUUGCAAAACAAGCUACCUCUAAAACUCAAGGACCCUGGAAGCAUUUUUAUACCUUGCCUUAUUAGCAACAUGAACAUAGACAAGGCCCUCUAUGAUCUUGGUGCAAGUGUGAGUCUGAUGCCCCUAUCAAUAUGCCAAAAGUUAAAUGUUGGAGAGCUUAAAUCAACUACAAUCUCAUUACAAUUGGUGGAUAGGUCUGUUAAGUACCCAAAUGGCAUCUUGCAGAACAUCUCCAUCUAA
Hevea brasiliensis (rubber tree) is the source of this 573-nucleotide messenger RNA. RefSeq lists its product as uncharacterized. Lineage: Eukaryota; Viridiplantae; Streptophyta; Magnoliopsida; Malpighiales; Euphorbiaceae. The record is from RefSeq and is a predicted model, not a curated record. Bases 1 to 573 code for a protein of 190 amino acids. The transcript is spliced from 2 exons.